Messenger RNA from Lytechinus pictus (painted urchin), 4310 nucleotides. RefSeq names its product low-density lipoprotein receptor-related protein 1B-like. The transcript has 5 exons. The record is from RefSeq and is a predicted model, not a curated record. NCBI's taxonomy places the organism in Eukaryota, Metazoa, Echinodermata, Echinoidea, Temnopleuroida, Toxopneustidae. The coding region runs from base 116 to 1150 and encodes 344 amino acids.
AGAAGGACUUUGCCGACCUGGUUAUUUCAGCUGCCCUUCCUCUGGGAUUUGUCUCUCAAAUCGUGCCCUAUGUGAUGGGCUCCCUCACUGUCUAUUUGCGGAUGAUGAGGAUGAAAUGCAUUGUCUUCAAGCCAAUCAAGAGGGGAGAAGAAUGCUAAGUAGGCGCCAGAGUGCAGAACCUAUUGAUCUAUCAGACUGCCAUUGUGAGAAUGGAGGUACAUGUAUGGAAGAUAGUGAUACAGGAUACUACUGCAUCUGUACUGAAGAAUACUCAGGGGAUAGAUGUGAAGUUAUGGGGAAGGCUAAACGGCACCACUUAGCAGCAGUCAUUGCCCGUUGUACAUGUAAGAAUGGGGGUACGUGUACUCCAACCAGCUCAGGAUUUGGCUUUGUGUGUUCUUGUUCACCGGGCUUCCGUGGUUAUGAUUGCAGCCACAACGACAGUAUUCCUAAUGGAUCGUCUUCCCCUGCGGAGUACGGCAUUGCAAUGGGAGCUGCUGUUGUCGCUGUUCUACUUGUCAUGUUUGGUGUGGCUCUUUGCAUCUGUGUAAUCUUACAGUACUUGAGGCAACAGAGGGAUGGCCCAGAGAGUCCAUACAGUCGGACCCUGAGUCGAGAUGUGUACAGCGUAGAGGGUGUCGAUAUAGCAGGCUUGCAGAUGGAGACAGUUGAGCCUAAUGAUUACAUCCCUCCCAGUUACAACCAGUGUAUGCACCCCUCCCCCAGUAGUCCUGAUGGGGACGUCUUCCUCACCCCAUCCCAGUCCAGCCAAUUCAGCGUGGGGUCGCGAUGGAGACUACGCACCCCUGAAAGCCCUCCCCCUACCUACGAUGCCAUCUUAGGGUUCUGCAAGGAGUGUAGCGAGUUGGCUCUGCGUAACAUGGCCAAACAGCAGCAGCAUCGAGGACCAUCUCAGCUGCAGACGCCAAGUAGCGAUCAAUAUGACACCAUGAGUGGGAUUAGUAGUAACUACACCACAGGGCCUAGCAGUGCAUUUAACACCGGUAACAAUACACCCAUUGGACCCAUGCCAUUCUCCCCUCGUGCCUUGUUCAGGGGUAGUGGCACAGGGCAAGGUGGCCCAUCCUCCCAAUCACAGACAGACAGUCCGUUAGAAGAGUUUGAACUGAGGAGAGUCCAGUCAACGUGACCCCAACCAAAUCUCGCUUUGAAGGAGCCUUUUCCUCCCCUUCAAAUUUUGCAGCACCACAGAUUUUUCUACAUCAGAUACAUUUGUAUUUUGAAGAGAAGUAUUAUAUAGGAAUCCAUGUUUGUGUAGAUCAAGUAUGCUGAAUAGUCUUCCUCAUUCAGUUGAUUUGCUUAUCAUAAUAUUAUAGAUAUCGUCUAUCCUCAAUCAGUAAAAUAGACAAAAUAAUGCAUUUACCAAAUGAUAGUCUUAUGUAAUUCUUUCCCAUAUGAGUCCGAUACUUGCCUAUAUCCUUCACGUGAUGAAGUGGUUCCUAUUUAUGAGACAUUUCGAAGAACAUGUUCAAUCAAUCAAAUUUGUGUAGGAAAAAUGCUGAGCUUUGUUGCUCAGCAUGUUACAAGGUUACUUGACAAAAAGAAGCAAGUGACAUUUUUCAUGAGCUAAGAUUUUUACGAAUUGAUUAUAGGCCAAGUUUCAUACUAAAACACUAAUCAUGCUUUGAGAUAUGGCAGGGUAAUCACCUGCCAAUGCAUUGGCAUCAAAGUGCGGACAUAUUUUGUUUUUUACUUCAUAUCUCCAUUCAUUAUCACAAAGCAAUGCUAUGUCAGACAUGUUUGGCCCUCCUAAAGUUGAUUGUUAGGAGACUAUAUAUAUGCACCAAUUUCACCAAUUGACAAUCUGCUAAUCUUCAUAUCAUUUCUCCUAUAUUUUCAGUGUUUGAUAAUGGGGUAAUUAAUCUUUAUAAAAUUUCCAGGAAGUGCAGUCUUUGUUUUACUUGGACACUACAUGUAUAUUCAUGGGUCAAUUAGAAAAAAAAACUAAUAAGUAUGUCUUUUUUUAGGAUAGAUGAUGAAGUAUUAAACCAAAAUAGUAACACCUGCUUCCAACAUGUUUGCCAAACACAUGUUUUGUGUAAGCUCAAAUGACUGUUAUUUUCUUGUUUGUGAUGCAAAUCUAGAGUAUUUGUCAACAGUAGAAACAUUCCAUUUUGUUUAAUCAUACAUGUAUGUAUAUUGGAUAAACUUGUUAUAUAUUUGAAGAAAAAUAAAGCUCAUUAUUUAAUACAAAUAUUGUACAGAACAGCACAUGAUCUCUUUAUAUUUUUGUACUUGAUUGGAACACUGAAUGAAAAUUAGAGAAAAAAAUGUGAAUGAUAAAAAAAUUAAUUCAUAUUUGAAUCAUUUAUCUGUUUGUUUUGUAGUGUAUGUUAUCAUUGUUCAUUUUUAUAUCCUUUUUGUUGUUAGAAUGUAAGUGGCUCUUAAUGUGUACAAAAUGAAUCAUUAUAAUAGUAAAGAUCCUUAAUUUCCAUGAAAAUUAUGAUUUUUUUUUCUAAUUUCUUUGGUCUGGAAGCAUGACUAUUCUCAUGAUUAUGUGUGCCAAAAGUUUUCUAUUUUAUUCUGACAUAAAAUUUUCUUGCAAUUCUUGAAUUCUUUACUAUUAUUCUAUUUUGGGGUUCGUAAUAUAGAAAACCAUUCAGGAUAAAGAAUGCAUUGUGCUGUUUUGUUUAAAAGUUUGUUGUAGAGAUAAAGAAAAACUCAUAUGAUAUACAUUAAAAGGAUGUUUUUACACAUACUGCGCUAAUUAUUAUUGAAUCUCCUAUCUUCCAUGUAAUUUCAAAAAGAACAUCUUUAAUGGAAAAAUCAUAUUCACUUUUAUUUCUUAAAUUGGCAACAAAAUCCCCCUGCAAAUUGGUAAACUUGAAAGUGCAGAAGGACUCUUUAGCAAUCUUUAUUAAUUUUGAAUACAAACUCUGUAAAUGCAGCAAUGACAGUAACAAUUUUUAUCUUGCUGAUUUGAAGAAUAAUAGCUGGUCAAAUAGACUGCAAAGAAAUCCUUCCCUGAAUGGGAUGAAAUUGGUAUAUAAAUCAUGGCUUUGAAUAAUAGUGACCAAUCUACAAGUACAUUAAGUACAAGUGUAUUUUCUUCCAGUACUGCAAUAUGAUCUGUGCAAUUUUUAACUCCAUUCCAAUCAGAGAACAAGGAUCGCAUAUUUGAUAUAAUAAAUUCUUUGAUGGCAAUAAUAUGGUUGUCAAGAGAAUUUGAAAUUAAUUUCAUAUUGAUUUUAAAGCACCAUACACAGGCAACGACUACACAUUUAUAUUAUUCCUACCUUGUAGUUUAUUAUAAUCUUACCUUUAUUUCUAAAGAACACUGUAAAUUCAAUUGCUGUAUCAAUGUAAUUGUAUGUAGAUCUUAGUGUCAUAUCUAGGUGCCUUUAUUGUGUUACAGGGUUGUAUUGUUAUAUGUUGUUGUUUUUAUCUCUUAGCUUGAGUGUUCAUUGUUUAUUUGCAUCUCAGGCCUAUGAGUUUAAUUAGUUGGGAUUGUUGAUGAACAGAUCAGAGUGUGGCCAAGAUUUAAAGCAUGUUACAUACUAUACAUGGAACAGUCACAAAUGUCUGAAUUUUAAGCAUAAUUUUUAGCUUAAUAUGGGUGUAUCAUUGGUUUACUUUGGUUCCUUUCACCGUACUCACUGCCAUAAUAUUAGCCAGAUGAACCACAACGAGAAAUACAAUUCAGUACUAGGCAUGCCAGAAAUUAUUUUUCAAUUUAUUCACUUUAGCAAGGUAUGGCACUUCAUGACUGCACAUAUUCAAUUCCAUUUUGUAUGUUGUAAAAGUCAAGAGUACAUGGUAUGGUAUAAUCAUUAUAUGGUAUUUAAUUUGCUGUCUGUUUGUUGUGGUUUUUAUAUUAUUUUUAUUUAAUUCAUUUAUUUAUCAUAUAUAUUUUGUUGUUGGGGGGGGGUCAACUUCUAAAUUAGCUCACAGGUGACAUCACUAAAUCAAAUUUGGAUGCUCCAUUAUUCUCUUAUUUUUUGAUGGAUCUUAUCAAACAUUCAUCAGCAUGUUUCUAUCAUUGAUUUGCUUUAAUUUAAACCUAGGGCCUUUUCACACGUAAAUUUUGUAUCAUCAUUGUAAUGAUGGUUGCAAUUAAUCUUUAGAAUCAUCGGACUUUUCACACGCUCACUCAAAAACUGUGAUUUGAAUUUGAAUUCCUGAGCAUAGGCGGUAGUGUCCUUGGUGACUUGUCAAUCAAAGCACAAUGGUUUGAAAUCUGUUAGUAUUAUUUAACAGUCCAUCUGUAUCACGUGUAUGUAUAUUGAAGAUAUGUAAUACAACUGAAAUUAUUUUGUAGAUUUUUGCAAUAAAAUCAUUAUGACAAAGAA